CUUCCCCCAGAUUCCUCCAACUCAUGAAUGCACAGGUGUAUUUUUUUUUUAGCCCAUUUUUUGGAUAGUGAUAUAACAUUCAAUUUCUCCAGCCGACAAGAGGUUGCUGGAAUACAGAUGCUCGAGAUCAGUUAACAGAAUCUCACUGUUUUUCUGGUGGGAGGAAAAUGAAGGAUUAUUACUUCUUUCCCUUUUCAAUUAUCCCUUCUGCAAGAGCAAAUCAGGCCUUAAAUUGUUGCCAGCUUGGCCGAGGCAGAGUCAUAAUAGGCCUUUCUCGUCGCUGAAACGACCGCUGUUCAGGAGAAUCCGGCCCCGUCUGCCGGCACUGACGGGUCCCUGUCUUCUGGAGCCUGUUCUGCUCGGUCACGUGAGAUUGGGAGUUGCGGUCCCAGUUUCGCCCUGAAAUGGUCGCUGUACCCUUUGCCCUGGUCGGAGGAAGGGCUCGUUCCUCACUCAGGGACCACACAUGCAGGGGGUGACAGCCAGUUCCCAGGGGUGCAAAGUAUUUCGUGAGUUUAGCUUUCUGUGUGUCCUGCCAUGGGUGCCGUGGCCCUCCCUGCAGCCGCCCAGGCCUCCACGGGAGCUGGUGAAGAGUGUGGUGUCCGGGGCUCUCCAGGGGAUUCUGGUGCUCAUGGUCGAUGGACCAGGCAGGAGGCACCGUCACCUGCAGUCAUCUGAGUGACGAUUUCCAGAUCUGCUCAUUCCGUGACACGUUCUGUGUCCGGACGGUCCCCGUCACGGUCCACCCGGAUAGACUGCUGGGUCCCUGGGAGCUGAUCUUGGUCCUGAGGAUGGUGGCUGAAAAGCCACCCCCCGACUUCCCUGAGGGACGAGGUGUAAACCCCCGGCCGGGAGAGCCACCGUCUCUCGGCCCGUUCACCUCGCGGGUGGUUCGGGGACCGCCGGCUUCAGGGGUCCCGACGACGGUGUCACACCUGCACUGGCCCCUGCCUUGUGUUGGCUCCGGCCCUGUGGUGCUGCCGGUGAUCUCGAGGUCCCAGUGCUAACAGGGCAGGCCCCAGCAGGCCUCCGGGUGGCCCUGCCCCGCCCUGGCCACCGAGUCCGAGGGAACGUGGCGCUCUGUGGGUCAGGCCCGGGUCCCACAGCCCCAGGGAGAGUGAGGCGCAGGGCGCUGUGCGUGUCGGGCUGGGGUCUGUCGCCCCGGGGAGAACGAGGCGCAACUGAGUCGCUGUUCCUGAGAGAAAGGGGAUGUGGACGUUACAUGGUCACGAGCGACAGCCUCCGUUUCCGGAAUGGAAGUGAAGUAUCCUUCGGCUCAAAGAACCUUCCCUGGCUCGGGGGCUAACCGGAAAAGCGAGCGUCCCCUCUCAUCCCGAAGGCCCGGCGGGGAGGCUGCUUCGCCAGGCCGCCGACACCCGGCCCCUGGACUGUUGCUUGGAGCUUCGCCACCUCAGCGUGGUCACCUGCGGUUCCCCUGAGGGGCCGGAGACCCCGAUUCUUAAUCCAGUCAUGGCCCCCAGUUUCCUGAACCUGAGGCUCCGGAGGAGGAAAUGAUCAUUCGGAGAGCGAGCGGAAACCGAUCGCCGGCAGGAACCGAGCCUUCGUAGGGCUUGCCGAGGACAGGCCCGGCGUCGGCAGCAGGAGCGGGUGAAGAUGACGACUUCGUCCAUCCGGCGGCAGAUGAAGAACCUCGUGAACAACUACUCGGAGGCCGAGAUCAAGGUGCGCGAGGCCACCUCCAACGACCCCUGGGGCCCGUCCAGCUCGCUGAUGACCGAGAUAGCCGACCUCACCUACAACGUGGUGGCCUUCUCGGAGAUCAUGAGCAUGGUGUGGCGGCGGCUCAACGACCACGGCAAGAACUGGCGGCACGUGUACAAGGCGCUGACGCUGCUGGACUACCUCAUCAAGACGGGUUCCGAGCGUGUGGCCCAGCAGUGCCGCGAGAACAUCUUCGCCAUCCAGACGCUGAAGGACUUCCAGUACGUGGACCGCGACGGCAAGGACCAGGGCAUCAACGUGCGCGAGAAGUCCAAGCAGCUGGUGGCCCUGCUCAAGGACGAGGAGCGGCUGAAGGUCGAGCGGGUCCAGGCCCUGAAGACCAAGGAGCGCAUGGCCCAGGUGGCCACCGGCGUGGGCAGCAGCCAGGCCACCUUCGGCCGCGGCUCCAGCCAGCCCAACCUCUCCACCAGCUACUCGGAGCAGGAGUACGGCAAGGCUGGGGGCUCGCCGGCCUCCUACCAUGGCUCGCCCGAGGCCUCGCUGUGCCCCCAGCACCGUGCAGGGGCCCCGCUGGGUCAGAGUGACGAGCUGCAGCCGCUGAGCCAGCGCCCCUGCCUGCCACACCCGGGGCCGGCCGCCCGCCCAAACGGCGACUGGUCCCCCUGCCUCACGUGUGACCGCGCAGCCCGAGCCACUUCCCCGCGGGUGUCCUCCGAGCUGGAGCAGGCCCGGCCCCAGACCAGCGGCGAGGAGGAACUGCAGCUGCAGCUGGCGCUGGCCAUGAGCAGAGAAGUGGCUGAGCAGGAGGAGCGCCUGCGGCGGGGUGACGCCCUGAGGUUGCAGAUGGCCCUUGAAGAAAGCCGGAGGGACACGGUCAAGGUUCCCAAGAAGAAAGAGCACAGCUCCCGCCCGCAGCAGACCUCCCUGGUGGAUCUGAUGGACGCUCUCCCCGGUGCGGGCCCUGCUGCCCAGAAAGCAGAGCCCUGGGGCCCGUCGUCCUCCGCGGCGAACCAGACCAACCCCUGGGGCGGGCCAGCGGCCCCGGCCAGCUCUUCGGACCCCUGGCCGUCGUUCGGUGCCAAGCCCACCACCGCCGUCGAUCCCUGGGGAGUGCCUACCGGAGCCAGCACGCAUUCUGUCCCCAGGAGCUCGGACCCCUGGGCAGCGCUGCCGCAGCCCGCCCCCGGGGCUGGGAAGGCAACUUCCGACGCCUGGGGCUCCACGUCGGCCGCCAAGCCUGUGUCGGCCUCUGGGUCCUUUGAUCUCUUCAGUAACCUGAACGGCUCCGCCAAGGACGACUUCUCGGAAUUUGACACCCUCCGCGCCCCGAGGAAAGCAGAGUCCCUGGCCGCUCUGCCGUCCCCCAGCCACGGGGCCUCCGUGCCUGAGCCCUUCGACUCCCAGCCUCUGGCCGUCACCGCGAGCAAGUCCAGCCGGGCCCGGAGGACACCCGAGUCCUUCCUGGGCCCCAACGCGGCCCUGGUGAACCUGGACUCGCUGGUGACCAAGCCGGCCCCGCCCGCCCCAUCCCUCAACCCCUUCCUGGCCCCAGGCUCUGCCGCGGCCUCGGCCCCUGCCAACCCCUUCCAGGUGAGCCAGCCCCAGCCGCCGACGCUGAACCAGCUGCGGGGGAGCCCUGUCCUCGGCCUGAGCGCGUCCUUCGGGCCCAGCCCGGGCGUGGAGCCCAUGGCCGUGGCCUCCGUGGCCCCACACCCGGCCCUGGGUGGCAGCAGCUCCGCCCUGACGCCACUGGGCCCCGCGGCCAUGAACAUCCCCCCGUCAGCACAGGCCAGCGGCACAACCAACCCUUUCCUCCUCUAGUGCCCGGGCCCCGUCCCCACCGAGCGCCGGAGGCUGUGCCGGAGGACGGGAUGGGGACUCCUGUUUGGUGGAACGGUGUCCGGCGGAGUGGGGGAUGGCAGGGUACCCCAGCUCCGCCUUGGGGCCUCUCCAGCCCCGGCCCGCUCGGCUCCACCUCUGGGGCCUGCACCGUGCAGGAGGGGCCUGGCCCAGUGGCCCCCGAACAAGGCGGCCGGCGCCAGUGGUGCUGCCCCAGUGUCCCUACCGUGGCCUUGUCCCCGCGCCCCCACCCUCAGCGGCCCGGCAGGCCCAGGAGGGGGACGGAGGCCUGGGCCGGCGCCCCCAGGCACUGAGCUUUUGGGGAGCGGUUGUGCACGUUAUCUUCCUUUGUCUCAUGCGUGAGUACAAAGUAAACACAAACACAACUGCCCAGGGACAACUCUUGAAUUAAAUCCACUAGAGCGAGCUUUAAAACUAAUCUGAGCAUAACCCUCCACGUGGCUAUAUGCUUGUAUCCGUUUGCACAUAUUUUGUUUAGUACAGUUUCAUAUUUGAGUUUGCAGAAUUACCUAAUAGUCUUUUUUUGGCUAAUAUUUUUAUAAUGUGGUUCUUAUUUAAUUGUCUAGUUUUGAUAGAAUUUACCAGGUCUGGCUGAAUUAAGAUAUUGGCACGUGUCAUUUUAGUGGUUUAAAUUCUCUUAUUUAUGGUUUUAACUCUAAGAAGAUUUAAAAAGGAAGAGAUGUUGGGAUGACAAAAAAAAAAGCCUUAUGGAAAAAUGAAAGCAAAUUCUUGUGACUUUAUAAGAAAAAAUAUUGGAAAUUUAAUUACACAUAAAAGAU
Choloepus didactylus (southern two-toed sloth) is the source of this 4322-nucleotide messenger RNA. It is a transcript of the gene EPN2, whose product is annotated as epsin 2. The transcript has 10 exons. Gene Ontology annotation, cellular component: clathrin vesicle coat; plasma membrane; endosome. The record is from RefSeq and is a predicted model, not a curated record. Gene Ontology annotation, molecular function: phospholipid binding; clathrin binding. Bases 1615 to 3504 code for a protein of 629 amino acids. Lineage: Eukaryota; Metazoa; Chordata; Mammalia; Pilosa; Megalonychidae. Gene Ontology annotation, biological process: endocytosis.